AUGAGUUCCUAUUUUGUGAAUCCCACUUUCCCCGGGAGCUUGCCCAGCGGCCAGGACUCCUUCUUGGGCCAGCUGCCCCUCUACCCAGCCGGCUAUGACGCGCUGAGGCCCUUCCCGGCCUCGUAUGGGGCGUCGAGUCUCCCGGACAAGACAUACACCUCACCUUGUUUCUACCAACAGUCCAACUCGGUCCUGGCCUGCAACCGGGCAUCCUACGAGUACGGGGCCUCGUGUUUCUAUUCUGAUAAAGACCUCAGUGGCGCCUCGCCCUCGGGCAGUGGCAAGCAGAGGGGCCCCGGGGACUACCUGCACUUUUCUCCCGAGCAGCAGUACAAACCCGACAGCAGCAGCGUGCAGGGCAAAGCCCUCCAUGACGAAGGCACCGACCGGAAGUACACGAGUCCUGUUUACCCUUGGAUGCAGCGGAUGAACUCCUGCGCUGGUGCGGUCUACGGGAGCCACGGGCGCCGAGGCCGCCAGACCUACACGCGCUACCAGACGCUGGAGCUGGAGAAGGAGUUCCACUUCAACCGCUACCUGACGCGGCGCCGCCGCAUUGAGAUCGCCAACGCGCUCUGCCUCACUGAGCGCCAGAUCAAGAUCUGGUUCCAGAACCGCCGUAUGAAGUGGAAAAAGGAAAAUAAACUCAUCAAUUCCACACAGCCCAGCGGGGAGGACUCUGAGGCAAAGGCGGGCGAGUAGACGCCUGGGCAGAGACCAGGCCAGCGCUAGAACCUCCYUCAGCUUUGCCCCUUUGCCCUUGCCUGCUCCCUAAACUUUUCUCCCCGCCUGCUCCCAUCCAGGGGCUUCCACAGCUUUGGGGGGUGCCAGGAGCUUUGCAAGCCCUGAGCGUUUAUUUAUUACAAAAACCAAGAAACCCACACACGGCAAAUCCCAGCGGUCGAGCGGGGAGCACUGUACACACACAGGCCUGUUCCCCAAGGCUACCCAAGACGGCUCCGGGGUCCCAGGGUGCACUCAGAAUUCGUCUAGGCCCCUGUUAGCAUCUCUGUGCUCUCUGAGCUCAGAAUUCGGGGUGGCCAGAAAGAAAGAGCCCCAGGCUGUGCCCGGUUUGGUGUUUGGGCAUCUUUGCCGGCUGCCCCUCACCAUUAAUUCCUGACGGGUAUCACCAAGUCAUCUCUGGCCACUAGAAAGACAGGGCCUAAGGGCUGGGGCCCCAGCUUUUUGGCGGCUUAUGAGGCUGCCCCCAAACAGGAAGAAGCUCCAGGAACAAAAGGGCCACUACAGAGUCCAGUCUCUCAGGCCGGCGCACAACCGUCAGUGGAAAAGCAGCAGCCUCAGUCGUGAACAGCCAACCUGGGAGCCGGUGGAACAUUACAGCCCUGGAAGCAACUGGACUCCCACAGGCUCCCACUCCAGAUUCCAGAUUCUUGCCUCCGACAGCGCUGGCGCCGCCACCAAGCGGCUUUCAGAACACAACAAGGGGGCCCAGGGCCAUGGGAGCAAGAAGAGUCCUGGCUUCCAAACGUGCCAGGGGCGCCUCGGAUGCUGGGCCUCCAGUGGGGAGACUCCCCUCGCCUCUUAGUGGUAUUUGUGAUUUACUUUCGUCUUUCAAAGCCCAGAAAAAUAACUGCGGAGAUACUAGGCACCGCUGCGAAAUGAUUCCAUUAACUUCCUCAUUUCAUUCCUGGAGGUCUAAGCAAGACCCCAAUAACUCGACCCGCGGACCCGUAGGCCCCAAGCAGCCUCUGUGGUUGAGGGAAGCGUGGACCCAUUCGCUGGGUUCACCGAGAACCCUCCGACUUGGGCCCGGGCUAGCUCGAGGAAGGCAACCCGGUGGUGAAGAUUCUCCAGGCUGGAUACGUAAGCAAAUCAAAUAGGAAACUAAUGACACGAAAACCAUAUUUACAAGAAAGAAAAAAUCGACUCUAGUUAUAAAAGUGUAUGGAAUUUGACCUUGCCUCGAAGAAACACUACACAAAAGCUAUCUUUAAUAGACGCCUGUCAUUUAAGAGCGGCAGGGACACUGUCCCUCA
Urocitellus parryii (Arctic ground squirrel) is the source of this 1997-nucleotide messenger RNA. RefSeq names its product homeobox A6 (gene Hoxa6). NCBI's taxonomy places the organism in Eukaryota, Metazoa, Chordata, Mammalia, Rodentia, Sciuridae. Gene Ontology annotation, cellular component: nucleus. Gene Ontology annotation, molecular function: DNA-binding transcription factor activity, RNA polymerase II-specific; RNA polymerase II cis-regulatory region sequence-specific DNA binding. The record is from RefSeq and is a predicted model, not a curated record. Gene Ontology annotation, biological process: anterior/posterior pattern specification; regulation of transcription by RNA polymerase II.